Messenger RNA from Gavialis gangeticus (Gharial), 3477 nucleotides. RefSeq names its product arachidonate 5-lipoxygenase (gene ALOX5). Gene Ontology annotation, cellular component: nuclear envelope. Gene Ontology annotation, molecular function: iron ion binding; arachidonate 5-lipoxygenase activity; protein binding. Gene Ontology annotation, biological process: lipid oxidation; linoleic acid metabolic process. The transcript has 14 exons. Lineage: Eukaryota; Metazoa; Chordata; Crocodylia; Gavialidae. Bases 1 to 1938 code for a protein of 645 amino acids. The record is from RefSeq and is a predicted model, not a curated record.
AUGUUGGAUAUGGACAAAGGAACAGAUUACUGCCAGUAUUCAGGGCACAGGGACUUACCAGAGGUUGACUCCUAUGAUGUUACUGUGGCCGAAGACCUGGGAGAAAUCCAGCUGAUAAAAAUUGAGAAGCGAAAGUAUUGGUACUUGGAUGAUUGGUAUCUUAGGUACAUUACUGUGAAAACACCAAUAGGUGACUACCUGGAGUUUCCCUGUUACAGAUGGAUCACAGAUGAAAAAGAGAUUGUCCUCCGAAAUGGAGCAGCAAAGCUGCCCCGGGAUGACAAGAUCCAGAUCCUCAAGCAGCAUAGACGCAGAGAGCUUGAAGACCGGCAAAAAAUGUAUCGAUGGAAGGAAUGGCAUCCUGGCUUCCCCUUAAGCAUUGAUGCCCAUUCUCACAGUGAUUUGCCUCGUGACAUCCAGUUUGACAACGAGAAAGGAGUUGACUUCAUUUUGAACUACUCCAAAGCGAUGGAGAAUCUGUAUGUCAAUCGCUUCAUGCACAUGUUCCAAUCAUCCUGGAGUGACUUUGCAGAUUUUGAGAAGAUCUUUGUCCGAAUCAGCAAUACAAUCUCUGAAUAUGUGAUGCAGCACUGGAAAGAAGACUUUAUGUUUGGAUACCAGUUCCUGAAUGGUUGCAAUCCUGUAAUGAUCAAGAGAUGUACAGAGAUACCCAAAAAGUUUCCAGUUACCACAGAAAUGGUAGAAUGUAGCCUGGAGAGAAACCUGACUCUGGAAGAGGAAAUAAAGAAAGGGAAUGUUUUCAUCGUGGACUAUGAACUGCUCGAUGGAAUUGAUGCCAAUAAAACAGACCCAUGCACAAUACAGUACUUGACUGCACCCAUCUGCUUGCUUUACAAAAACCUGGAGAAUAAAAUUGUCCCCAUUGCAAUCCAGCUCAGUCAGGCUUCAGGACCAGACAAUCCCAUAUUCCUCCCUUCAGAUUCUACCUAUGACUGGUUAAUGGCCAAAAUUUGGGUUCGCUCUUCUGAUUUCCACGUGCAUCAGACUGUGACUCAUCUCCUGCGGACACACUUAGUUUCUGAAGUAUUUAGCAUAGCCAUGUUCCGGCAACUGCCUUCUGUGCAUCCCUUCUUCAAGCUCCUGGUGCCCCAUAUGCGGUUCACCAUAGCUAUCAACACCAAAGCCAGGGAGCAGCUCAUCUGUGAAUGUGGUCUCUUUGACAAGGCAAAUGCCACGGGAGGAGGUGGACACGUGCAAAUGGUGCAGCGAGCAAUGAAGGAGCUUACCUAUAAUUCUCUCUGCUUCCCAGAGGCAAUCAAAGCCAAAGGGAUGGAUAGCCAGGAGGAUAUUCCCUAUUACUUUUACCGGGAUGAUGGCAUCAAAGUUUGGGAAGCCAUAAGGAGCUUUGUAGAGGAGGUGAUUGGCAUCUACUAUGAGAGUGAUGAGGUGGUGAGUGAAGAUGUGGAGCUGCAAGCCUUCAUCAAGGAUGUCUAUGUCUAUGGAAUGAAAGGCAACAAAACUUCAGGAUUUCCUAAAACAAUCAAGACUCGAGAGAAGCUUUCUGAAUAUCUAACUGUGGUGAUAUUUACAGCUUCAGGCCAGCAUGCAGCUGUGAAUUUUGGUCAGUAUGAUUGGUGCUCCUGGAUUCCCAAUUCUCCACCAACUAUGCGCUGCCCUCCCCCUACAGAAAAGGGCACAGUCACCAUUGAAAAGAUAGUGGAGACCUUGCCGGACAGAGGACGCUCUUGUUGGCAUCUUGGAGCUGUCUGGGCCUUGAGCCAAUUCCAGGAGAAUGAACUGUUCCUGGGUACGUAUCCAGAUGAGCACUUCACAGAGAGGCCAGUAAAACUGGCCAUGGAGAAAUUCCGCAAGAAACUCGAUGAGAUCGUCAGCUUCAUUAGUGAAAGAAACAAGAACAAAAAGCUCCCUUACUAUUACUUUUCCCCUGACCGGAUCCCCAACAGCGUAGCUGUCUGAAUGCAGCUCCAUUAGGGGUUUGAAGGAUGAGGAAACUAAUAUCCGCUUUCCUGUGAUAUGUGCUACUUAUCUAUAGACCUUCCAGGUUGAAUAAAAUGAGUAAUAUAGACUGUCUUCCAAAAUGGACCCUUAGCAUCAUCUGACUUUCAAAGUAAGUUUGGUUGCUACAACUAAUUUUACAAGCUAAUUCCUAUGAAAAGCCAUCAGUUCAGAUUGGUUCCAGAAGCUUAAAUCCAGUAAAAAAAUAAGCUUUUCUAUAUCUUAAAAGCAAUUGCAAAUAUAUCCAUUAUUCCCCCCCAGUUGAAACUUAGAUAAAAUGAAAAACUGUACAGUGCAAAAUAAAUAAAGUGGCCUUGUGCGUGAAAUACCGGAAGUGACAGUGCCUAGAUACAGGCUGAAGAAGAAACUGACUAGUCUGUUCAUAGCUCGUGUCUUGUUCGGCUGAUCGAUGACAAUAAACAGCUGCAGGAGCAACAAGUUAAUUAGAUUUUACUUUUUUCCCCAAUUUGAUAAGUGCUAACAAUAUUCAGAGGAGAAAGAAGUACAUUUAUGUUUUUAAAAAAAAUCAGACUUUAAAGAAAAUGUUUAAUUAUUUCACUACAUUCUGAAAUGUUCUGAUAGAAGCAGAAAUACAAGCAAAAUUAGAAGUAGAAAUCGAGGCAGAAAUCAAAACAAGAUAUCCUGAUAGGGAUGGGGAAACUAUUCUCCUGCUGUCACUUUCUUACUGUUCUCUAUGGGAAGUGACACAACCUCACUCAUGCAAAACAGGCACUUUAUAUCCAGGUAUUAUUUUUUACACGAAACUUAAGCAUUCUUUUUUCAGCCUGUAUCUACAGAUUUUAUACUGUUAUUGUGCAUAUGCAAACUUUUGCUCACACAGCAAAAAUGCAAGCUGAACACACUUUUACCAGCUUUAUUUUUCAUAAGAAAUUGGCUGUUUUUUAAGGUUUGUUUCUUUUUCUUUUCUUUUGCUUUGGUGUUUGGUUUAUGCACAGUCUGGCUUUCAGUUUUAUCAGAACAAAUCUGAAGUUGUGGCACAUGAUACUUCACAAGUCCCAGGGUUAACUGCUAAGAAAGGGCUAGAGAGUUGAGUCUACUAAGUACAUUUCUGCACUAUCUUCAUUAGAACGGCUCUUUUGUUAAGGAAUCAUUUUUGUACAAAAGAGCUUUUCCCUGUGCACCGUAUAUAUCCAAAUACAGAAAUCAACCUGCACUGAAGUAGAGGCAGAAUGCUCAUAGAAAGAGGUGAUGGAGAAUUUCUAAGUGUUUUGCUUCUAUGGUAUUUUAAUUGAAAACCUCAAAUCUAGACUAGGGAUCUUCAUAGUAUGUUUAAAUAAAGUGAUAAUGAAAGUCAAAAUGUAAUUUUGGAAACAUGGAAGGUGUGUGGUUUUGUUAGCAACACUUUUGAUUAUUUUGCCCAAACUUUGCUCUCUGUAAAUAUAUUUCCAUGGCCUGCAGUAUGUAUUCCCCCUACCUAAGAGUUUCUUUUGCUAAUGGAAUAAAACUGAAAGACAGCAACAAUAACAAAGGCUGGAAAUA